This is a messenger RNA of Cyclocybe aegerita, 945 nucleotides long. The record is from the annotation of a GenBank genome assembly. Lineage: Eukaryota; Fungi; Basidiomycota; Agaricomycetes; Agaricales; Hemipholiotaceae.
AUGCAUUUCGCUAACCUCUUACUCAUCGUUGUCUUCGCCACUGGUGUCUUCGCUCACCCCGGUGCCCAUGGAGAGCUUGUCGACAGGGCAGAGCACGAAGCCCGUAUCCUCCAGGCCAGGAAAUGCGCUGCUGAGAUCGCCCAAUUCGAGCAGAUGCGUCGCGAACUCCGUGACCCACAGCUUAAGAAGAGGCAGACCGCCACCACCACUGCUCCAACUCCGCACUACACAACGAUCCAAAACUCAACUUGUAUUACCGCUCCUGAAGUCGUCGAGGGUCCGUACUACAUUGGUAACGAGUACAUCCGCUAUGACCUUCGAGAGACCCAGCCAGGUGUGAAGCUCGUUCUCGACGUCGGUGUUAUCGACACCACCACAUGCCGGCCUUUUACCAAUGCUUUUGUCGAGCUUUGGGCCGCCAAUUCCACAGGUGUCUACGGUGGGUACGGAGCAGGUGGUAACGUCAAGAAAGACACAUUCCUCCGUGGCGGUCAUUUUACGAACGCCCAGGGAAUCGUCGAGCUCACCACGUCGUAUCCCGGCUUCUACCAGGGCCGUACUGCUCACAUCCAUACCAUGGUGCACAAGAACUCGCAGCAGCAGAACAACGGGUACGGCACUUUCUUCCAAAUUGCCGUCGUCGCUGACCCGUUCUUCCUGGUCCAUAGUACGAUAAUUUCAGCGUCUGGUACACUCACCCACAUCGGCCAAUUCUUCUUCGACGAGUCCUGGAACGACAAGGUUUAUACGACAUCCCCUUACACCCUUAAUACCCAGCGUCGUACCUUGAACAGCCAAGACGGGAUCCUUCGAAGCGCUGGUGAUGCAGCCUUUGUCAAUCUCCAGAAUCUCGGCGGCUCGCUCAGCGACGGAUUGCUCGGAUACAUCACCGUUGCUGUCGAUGGAAGCAAGGCUUACACCUUCCAGAACAAGAACGUCCUCUGA